Messenger RNA from Pieris brassicae (large cabbage white), 3573 nucleotides. RefSeq names its product SH2B adapter protein 1 (gene Lnk). The coding region runs from base 156 to 1616 and encodes 486 amino acids. Gene Ontology annotation, molecular function: transmembrane receptor protein tyrosine kinase adaptor activity. The transcript is spliced from 5 exons. Gene Ontology annotation, cellular component: plasma membrane. Gene Ontology annotation, biological process: intracellular signal transduction. The record is from RefSeq and is a predicted model, not a curated record. Lineage: Eukaryota; Metazoa; Arthropoda; Insecta; Lepidoptera; Pieridae.
UGAGAGCAUCAUAAAUCUUAUUUUGAUAGCAUAAUUGUUAUUAAUUCAGUAAAAAAGUGCUAAUAAAUAUUUAUGUAUUUUAAUGUUUCAAUGUUAAGUUUAACAUAUAGUAAAAAAUAGUUAUACAAGUGGAGCUAAUAAAGAAAUUGCUUGCCAUGGCCGGCCCGUCCGACGGCGAUCCCGACGGAUGGGUCCAGUUCUGUGAGCGUCAGGCCAAAACUGCCGCUCAGGACUUCGCCAAGGCUUGCGUACAAUACAUACAGAGCAGCACAAUAGACGGCACAGUUCGCCCAUACACGUCUCAAAAGGAACUACUCAAAAAAUUCGUCGAAUGCUUCUCUGAACACUUUGACUUCGAAUUUAACAAGCUAAAGGCACAGCACAAAUUACCAAAUGGCACACAUACUGGACACGACGAAAGUGACUAUUCAGAAGAUACUGAGUCGCCGAAAACACAUCACAAACCAUUUUUCAGAAGGUUAUCGUUUAAGGGUUUACGGCGUGGUAAGGGUCUGUUCCAAAAACAGCAUUCAGAUGAAGUAGAAUUAUCAACGAAUUUGAACAAACACAAUAAAACUAAGUUAGCGAAAAUUGUUGUUGAAUGUAGAAAAGAAGGAUUAGUUAAUUAUUUAACUCCAGAAAGCUUGGAGCAACCUGGAGGCCCACAGAAAUGGGAGAAAUGUAGGCUAGCAUUAGUUAAGACUGUUGGUGGUUAUAUGUUAGAAUUUUACUCUCCACCUAAAGCUCAAAAACCUAGAAGUGGCGUAUUUUGUUUCCUAAUAUCAGAGGCUCGGGAAACUACUGCUUUAGAGAUGCCUGAUCAUGAAAAUACUUUUGUAUUAAAGGCUGACAACAAUAUGGAAUAUGUAAUUGAGGCAGCUGAUGUAGAUGACAUGAAGUCAUGGUUAGCAACAAUAAAAUACUGUAUGAGAUCGGCACCUACAACCCAGCCACCACCAGAUUCUCUAGCUGGACUGUCAGAGCCUACACCCCCAGAUCUGCCACCGCGAAGAGAUUUACCCUCAAGUACUAGUAAUGCAGAUUUAGCAACGGAUACUCCUGAAGAGGCUGAAUUAGGUUCAAUAGCAGAAGAGGGAUGUGAUGUAGGCCCCCGAGUGUCUCUCGGUGAGUGGCCAUGGUUCCAUGGGACUUUAGCCAGGUCGGCAGCUGCAGCAUGUGUUUUGGCCGGUGGAACUGCAGCUCAUGGAUGCUACCUCGUUAGGCAGAGUGAAACACGGAGGGGAGAAUAUGUGCUCACUUUUAAUUUCCAGGGCCGAGCUAAACACCUGCGAAUGACACUAAGCGAAUCUGGACAAUGCCGGGUGCAGCACCUCUGGUUUCCAAAUGUCCAUGACAUGCUGGAACACUUCCGAGCAAACCCCAUUCCGCUGGAAUCGGGCGGGGCAGCUGACGUUACUCUUACAGAGUAUGUGGUCUGCCAGGACGGACCAAGAAAUCAAUCGGAAGUGUCACACGGUAGUGACGUUCGUAUGAGACGUGCGGAAAUGGAGGCUCUCUUCGGAAACAAUAGCAGCCCAUUGGAUCACCGAGCUGUUGACAACCAAUAUGUACUAUGUAACAUUCGUCCAUCGACCUCGGACAGAAAUCCUACCUAAUUUUCGAUGCGAUAUUAGUACGACGAAUGCGAGUUUCAAUUCUAAGGUGAUAUGGUACGAAGAAAGUUGGGAUAGAGUUAAUCUCUCUCAGUACCUAACGUUGCUAAAUGUUUGUCUUAGUAAAUUCAUAAUGUUUCUACGAUAAUCAAGUCUGGUCAAAGGCAGCACGAACUUGUGUGUAACGUAUUGGUAUUUUUGAUGUAAAAUAAAUAAAUUCUUUCUUCGAAAAUGAUUCGAUCAUAAUUUGAAAGAGAGAACGUAAUACACGUUUCAAAAGAUGGCGCUAUAAUGAGAUUGCCAGAUAAGCUUUGUGCAAUAUUAUUUUUGUUGCUCAAUAUUAUGAGUAGGUUGUAUAGGAUUUUGCCAAAUCAAUCUUGCUAUUUAGCCAAUUUAUGCUUAAGUACUUUUUUAUUAUAUUAAUACUCAAUGUAGUUUAUAUUUUUCUUAAUGACGGUGCGUUAGAAAUUAAGUCAGAACCAAGUAAACAAACGUCAAUUGUAGAAAAAGCUUUAUUUUUUAGCCGCUGAUAAUUGAGCGCUCUUUGUGUAUCUGGCAUUAAAUUAUUAAUGUUCUUUUGGAACUAUAGCACAAUUUUAUACUGUCUGUAAGGAUCGCUGUGUCAAUAUAUGUUCUCAGGAUAAAAAACUUAUCCGACUUUAAUGAAAGUAAGCAGAUAGGUGGUAGCAACGUUAAUAUUUUAUAGACCACUCAAGAUAACAAAGCAAAAUGUUUUCUCUAUUGACGUUAACCAUCGGUGGAAUUCUAAGCUUAAAAGGUCAAAUAAAAAAAAUUGUUAAUAUGCAGUUAAUAACACCUAAGUUAAAGAAUUACCUAUCUGAUUUCUUGAAGUAUGAAAGUGAAUGUUGGAAUUGAAAUAGACAUAAGUAGGAAUAUCGUUUGUUGUUUAAAUAAACAUUAGAAUAAUUAUUUAUUAAAUGUCGCCCCAGAUACCCACACGAUAGCUUUUGAGUCUAUAGCGAUUUCCCGCUAAAACCACAGAUUGUUAUUUUUUAUAGCGACAUCUAUAUUUUAAGCUGUAAUACAUGCACUAAGUUUCAAGUUUACCUUCUUCCUUAUCAAACCCUCAGAUUUAUUACUUCGCACAAAGGAUUUUGACAUGCGAUUAUAUCAUUAUUCGAUUCUAUAGAUUACCCUUAGUCCAUGGACUGAAGAAUUUAGAAGCAUCCCGGACCUGAUCAGAUGUCAACAGAUUGGGACGGGAUACGGUCUUUCUUUGCGUCCAAUUCUUAGAGACUAUGCAACUAGAUCUCUAGCUUUCUGGCCAAUCCAAGCUUGAUGUAUUCAUUAACGGAGUAUAUUCCAACUUCAAACCCUGCGUCAUAUCCCCGACGCUCAGGCAGUUAUCGAUCAGUACCGGAACAAACUGGUGUCUGAAGUCCAAACUCUGCUACGUGGAGUCUCCAAUUUGAACACCAAAAAAGACACCGCUGUGCAAAUGACCUUUGUUUCUCCUCUUCAAAGACUCUCCUCCACAUCCAGCAUUGGAAUACUGGGCGUUGAUAUAUCAAACGGCGUUUAGUGUGUUCAGCAGGCAAGACCGUAUUUCACUCCGAACCAUCACUUACAACUGCAUAAAUCACAUAUUUGGCCUGACAUGGAGUACUGUUCUCAUCUCUGGGCGGGAGCUCUAGUACCAGCUCCUUCCACUCGAGUGUAUUCAACAAAGAGCGGUUCGAAUCCUCGACAACCUUAAUUUUUGCGUUGCGUAGAGAUGUAAGGUCUCUGUGCAUCUUCUACCGCAUUUACCAUAGAGAGUGUUCAGAUAAAAAUCUGCAUACGAAAUUCCGUGACGUCCGUCAUUCCAGAACUGAGCGAUAUUUAAGGCAGUUAUUGACGCGCUCCAUCACUAUGUGGAACUGGAGCUAGGUAACCGCUGAAAUAUUUCCGAACCAUUUCUACUUAAGGUUUUUAUGAAAAACGCAUACCAAUUCUUAAA